UCUAAAUGAUGCCUGUAUCUACUGUCUACCCCACUCCAUUGCUUGAUUCGUACAGUUCCUUGGUCUCUGUUGCUGACCGUCUGGUCUGAUAUUGCACAAUCUCGGAUUUCUGCCGACAUUGUGAUAACUGAAAUCUCCCGCGGGUUCAACACCGUUCGUUGAUCGUUUCGGUUUUACAUUAUUGGCUGCUCGUGUGCCGCGGCUGUCUACUUCGCGGUUCUCCAAGAAUUUAAUAUCGUGUGCAAUCUUCCGAUACUCCGUCUGAUCCGGAAAAUUCAAAAAUGUCUGGUAUUGCAUUAACUCGAUUAUCAGAAGAACGUAAAGGAUGGAGAAAAGAUCAUCCAUUUGGUUUUGUGGCUAAACCUGCCAAAAAUCAAGAUGGUUCAUUGAACCUCAUGAUUUGGGAAUGCUUUAUACCUGGGAGAAAAAAUACUGCUUGGGAGAAUGGAAUGUACUUCCUACGUAUGAUCUUCAAGGACGAUUAUCCAUCCAGUCCACCAAAAUGCAAAUUUGAGCCUCCUUUAUUCCACCCUAAUGUUUAUCCCUCUGGUACUGUGUGCUUAUCACUAUUGGAUGAAGAAAAAGAUUGGCGUCCAGCUAUUACAAUUAAGCAAAUAUUAUUGGGGAUACAAGAUUUAUUAAAUGAGCCCAACAUUAAAGAUCCUGCUCAAGCAGAAGCAUACACUAUUUAUUGUCAAAAUCGUGUAGAAUAUGAUAAACGUGUCCGAGCACAAGCCAAAGCGAUGUCCAGAGCAGAAUAAUUAUAGUUGGCAGAGAGAAGUUGAUGAAUUUAUUUGUUUACCCUAUAAAAAUAGUAAUAAUUCUCGAAAAGUUUUUCACUUCUGUUAAUCAGCAAGAAAUAUCCAAAUGUAUCAUUAUCAACAUUAAACAUUCAAUUGCCUUCUCUCUUUUUUUUUUUACAUUAAAAGAUUGUAUUCUUUUUUUUAUUAUAUUAUAGCUGUACUAUUAUUUAUAUUAACUACUACAUUGUAUUUAUAAAUAUUUUGAGAACAAAUCGAUUUAAUGCUACUUUUCUUAUACAAAAAGAACUAGAACAAUGACCAAUCAUUAGUCACACAACAGAACGUAAUUAGCAAUUAUUGCUGAAAUUGUACUGUGUCAUUAAUCAAUUAGUUUUCUUAACCUUUUGCGUAUGCAAGACUGAUUUUUGUAAAAUUGCAUUUUUCUUUACAUAUUUAAAAUGACUCGAAAGAAU
Myzus persicae (green peach aphid) is the source of this 1216-nucleotide messenger RNA. It is a transcript of the gene lwr, whose product is annotated as SUMO-conjugating enzyme UBC9-B. The record is from RefSeq and is a predicted model, not a curated record. NCBI's taxonomy places the organism in Eukaryota, Metazoa, Arthropoda, Insecta, Hemiptera, Aphididae. Gene Ontology annotation, biological process: protein sumoylation. Bases 282 to 761 code for a protein of 159 amino acids. The transcript has 7 exons. Gene Ontology annotation, molecular function: SUMO conjugating enzyme activity. Gene Ontology annotation, cellular component: nucleus.